AGAUGGCGAUGAAAAUGGCCCUGUAAUAAUUCCCAGCACGGAAAAGCCUAUUCCUACUGAUUGUGUAUGGAACAGUAGGAUUAGGCUUUUCCGCAACCAAUUGACGGUCUGCUCUGCUCCACAACUGAUGGAGCAACCAGUGGAAGAGCUGGUAACUUUGGCCGCAGAAAGGAUGCACAACAUCGCGGAUAUCCCUGGGGAAGGAGUAGGAGCCAUAGACAUUGGAGUAGAAGUCAGAGCCUUCCUUAAGGGAUACGACCUCUUUCUCAUAAUGGAAAUACUAAAGCGAAGACUGAAUAAACGACACAGCGCCAAUGUUCGUUCUGAGUACGAAGAACUGCAAUUUUGCACUGUGCGCCAGUUCAAUGUUAUCAUGACUGGCGCAAAGAAGUUGUUCAACGUACUCAGGACGACGACUGGUGGCUGUUUAUCCUCUCCAGAAUUAAUUUUAGCAAGACAAAUUGUUAAAAAUCAGCGCCCCGCUGCAGAUCUGGAGAGGAUAUUCUUCAAGCAGUACAUUAUGAGAAGGGGGCGACAAAACCGUACGCUUCGCCUUCUGCGGCAGAAACUAGAAGAAAACGACCGUUUUUUGGAAGAUUAAUUCCUAAUAAAAAAAUCUUUCCUUAAAUUUUUCUAUUUUA
Cokeromyces recurvatus is the source of this 641-nucleotide messenger RNA. RefSeq lists its product as uncharacterized. The coding region runs from base 128 to 601 and encodes 157 amino acids. The transcript is spliced from 3 exons. The record is from RefSeq and is a predicted model, not a curated record. Lineage: Eukaryota; Fungi; Mucoromycota; Mucoromycetes; Mucorales; Mucoraceae.